AUGAGUGUGGUGGGAAUGAGAAUGUCAAGAUGGAUGUGUGGGAAGACAAGGAAGGAUAGGAUUCGACAUAUUCAACAGUUACGAGGAAAUUUUAAGGUGAACUUGGCUAAAGCAGUAACUGUAUAUGGGGAAAAAGAUAAAAUAUUUGAGGCGGACACAUAUUCAGCUGGACCUUCAUCAUUUUACCAGAGCACAACAAAUUGGGCAUUAAGCAGCACUGGUUACUUUAGUGAUAGUGGAAGUCUUGAAGACACCUUGAGUAAUGAUGAUGAGGGCAACCUUACUUAUAAAUUGACCAACGAAAUACCCGCUAUGGCCAAUCCACAACUGUACAGGGAUGCACGCCUUUCUCCCAUCUCUCUAACUUAUUAUGGGUUUUGUCUGGCAAAUGGAAAAUACACCGUAAACCUCCAUUUUGCAGAGACAGUGUUUACAAAUGGCCAAACAUAUAAAAGCCUAGGAAGGCGUAUAUUUGAUGUUUACAUUCAGGGGAGACUAGUGCAGGAGGAUUUCAAUAUUGUGGAUGCAGCUGGUGGGAUUAGUACUCCAGUCAUAAUGAACUAUACUGCUGCUGUAACUAGUGGUACCUUGGAGAUCCGUUUUUAUUGGGCUGGGAAAGGGACGACCGGUAUCCCUCUUACAGGAGUUUAUGGUCCUCUUAUAUCAGCUAUUUCGGCAGAUCCUGCAGACUUUGAAGCCCCAACCCCACCCCCACCAGAAGUUGCAAGUAGCACAUCACCUGGUGGAAUUGUAGGUGCAGUAGUGGGAAUUGUGGCUGGAGGAGUCUUCAUUAUAUUAAUACUGGUUUUUGGUAUUCUUUGGAGGAGAGGCCUCUUAGGACAACAAAAUACUUUGGAAGAUGAUUUAAAGGGCGUGGACCUGCAAACUGGUAAAUUUACCUUCAGGCAACUUAAAGAUGCCACAAACAACUUUGACAAAGCCAAUAAGAUUGGAGAAGGUGGUUUUGGUUCUGUUUACAAGGGCCUUCUAUCAGAUGGCACCGUAAUUGCUGUCAAGCAGCUUUCUUCCAAAUCAAAGCAAGGGAAUCGUGAAUUUGUGAAUGAGAUAGGCAUGAUUUCUGCUCUGCAACACCCUCAUCUUGUCAAGCUUCACGGAUGCUGUAUUGAAGGAAAUCAACUAUUGCUUGUCUAUGAGUACAUGGAAAAUAAUAACCUUGCUCGUGCUUUGUUUGGGCCAGAAGAAAGUCAGUUGAAGUUGGAUUGGCCAACAAGGCACAAGAUCUGUGUUGGUAUAGCUAGAGGUUUGGCUUACCUCCACGAGGAAUCAAGAUUGAAGGUCGUUCAUAGAGACAUCAAGGCUACUAAUGUGCUGCUUGAUAAAAAUCUUACCCCAAAGAUAUCUGACUUUGGAUUGGCCAAGCUUGAUGAAGAGGAUAAGACACACAUUAGCACCCGUAUUGCUGGAACUUAUGGAUAUAUGGCACCCGAAUAUGCAAUGCGGGGUUAUCUGACUGACAAAGCAGAUGUUUAUAGCUUUGGAAUUCUUGUAUUGGAAAUUGCUAGUGGGAGGAACAACACCAGUUACCGUUCAAAGGAAGAAAGCCUUUAUCUUCUUGAUUGGGCACAUCUACUGAAAGAGCAAGGGAAUUUGAUGGACCUAGUGGAUCCAAGGUUGGGCUCAGACUUCAACAAAGAAGAGAUGAUGCGUACAAUCAAUGUGGCUCUCCUUUGCUGCAAUGCUACUUCAACAAUUAGGCCUACCAUGUCUUCAGUUGUGAGCAUGCUUGAAGGCAGGGCUGCUGUUCAGAUAUUGGUCUCAGAUCCAAAUGCAUCAAAUAAUGAGAUGGAUGCAAUGAUGAAACAUUUUGAAUCCACUUUGGGAAUGAACACCAGUGAGAGCCAGAUACAAACUGCAUCAAGUCAAGGUCCCUUGACCGGUUCAUCUACAUCUGUUCAUGAUAUCUAUCCAGUCAUUCAUUAUUCAACUUACUAGGACACCAGAAAUGAGAGAAACUGAGCAAACUGUCUUGACUCUCAAACAUUUAUGUUCAUAUAUCAUCUCUACUCCCUCUCUAUAGAGU
This is a messenger RNA of Prunus avium (sweet cherry), 2041 nucleotides long. The record is from RefSeq and is a predicted model, not a curated record. NCBI's taxonomy places the organism in Eukaryota, Viridiplantae, Streptophyta, Magnoliopsida, Rosales, Rosaceae.